Messenger RNA from Chelonoidis abingdonii (Abingdon island giant tortoise), 817 nucleotides. Lineage: Eukaryota; Metazoa; Chordata; Testudines; Testudinidae. The record is from RefSeq and is a predicted model, not a curated record.
UGCACAGGGCGGGGGUGGGUGGAGGAACAGGUAGAGCCGGUGCCUGGGAGUUUUCCAGCCAAGCCCAGCCCAGCCCGGGGCUGCCCCUGGGUCUGCUGGCCCAGCCCAGUCUAUAACAGCCCCGCAAGGCGGCCCCGGACCCACAGCCGGCCUGAGCCUACGAGACAGGAUGUGGGAGCUGCUGCGCCUGUGUGUGCUGGCUGCGCUCCUGGGCACAGGGGGCGCCAUCUCCUGCUAUAACUGCACCAGCUCAGAGGGCUACAACUGCACCACGAACCAGGCCACCUGCACCAGCGCCGUCAACAGCUGCAUCACCAUCGCCCGCGACGAGGAGCAGGGGGACGAGGACAAGGAGAAGACAGUGUAUGAGAAGAAAUGCAACUCGGACGAUCGGCUCUGCAACCAGUUCUAUGGGCUGACGGCCGGCACCUACCAUCUGCGCUGGAACUCAACAUGCUGCCGGGCGGACAGCUGCAACGUGCCCGAGAUCACCCUGCAGCCCAGCUCCAGGGUCCCCAACGGGCUGCGCUGUCGCUCGUGCUUUGCCCGCGGCUCGGACGUCUGCGUGCCCACCGAGGUGCUGAACUGCACGGGCUUGCAGACCCGCUGCAUACAAUUCGCUGCCACCGCCGGCCAAGGACCCCGGCAUUUCACGAAGCCCAAGCUCGUGAGCUGGAAACGUACGCCCCUGGCCAACACCCUGAGAGUGAAGGAUUACGAGGUGCAGUUGGACUUCCUGAUCGUCAGAGCCCUGGGCGCCUGGGACCCGUGCAACAAGCGUGUGUUGCAGCGCCUUAUUGUCUCAGACACCAUCUGA